Molecule: messenger RNA, 5853 nt
Organism: Syngnathoides biaculeatus (alligator pipefish)
Lineage: Eukaryota; Metazoa; Chordata; Actinopteri; Syngnathiformes; Syngnathidae
Gene: atf7a
Product: activating transcription factor 7a
Exons: 11
Coding region: 288-1823 (511 amino acids)
Biological process (GO): regulation of transcription by RNA polymerase II
Molecular function (GO): DNA-binding transcription factor activity, RNA polymerase II-specific; cAMP response element binding
Source: RefSeq, a predicted model, not a curated record
CACUAUAAAGUAGAUCAGUCGGCCUCAUUUCAACCUCUGGUUUCAUUUUCCUAUUUGCGUUUGUUAGUAUAAUGGAGCAGAUCAAAAGAGCGAAAUUGCCACAAACGUCACAAUCGCUCCCCAGCAGCCGCAACAGGAGCGUCAGCGUCACACAGAGACAAAGGCAAUUGAACGGAACUUGGAAGAGUGCAAAUCCAUGCCACAAAAGCAAUUCUUUCAAUCUGUGCGUUUAAAUCACUGAUCAGGACACCUCCCACGUACCGUUACAUUGCAAGCUCUUUGCAAAAAUGGGCGACGACCGACCUUUUAUGUGUCACGCUCCAGGCUGUGGACAGAGAUUUACUAAUGAGGACCACUUGGCUGUGCACAAACACAAGCAUGAGAUGACACUAAAGUUUACCCCCAGGACAGAUUCUGUCAUUAUCGCAGACCAGACGCCUACUCCCACUCGCUUCCUAAAGAACUGUGAGGAGGUUGGUCUGUUCAAUGAUCUGGCCAACUCCUUCGAACAAGACGACGAUGACAACAAACAAGCAAAGAACUCUCUCCCUGCUGACUCUUCAGUGGCUUUGGACAUGAGCCUUCAGACACCAUCAGAUGUGAAGGUAAAAGAGGAAACACCUGUGGCGGUUGACUCCUCGGCACCAGACAGCCCUGACUCAAUCUCUGUGACACCAGAGGGCAGAAAAGAGCACUUGGUCAAGGUAAAAGUAAGACCUGAGUCUUGUAAUUGCAAACAAUCAGUGCAUGUAAAUGUCAACAUACUGAUAUUGUCACAGGACAUCCCACCCAGGAGCUCAGCACCGACACCCACCAUUGUGCGCCCAGGUUCCCUUCCGCUGCACUUGGGCUUUGACGCCCUUCAACCCACCAUGCCAUCACCCACCUCCGUUAUCACACAGGCACCACCUUCUAAUCGUACUUUAGGUUCACCAACAAGCCACUACUCCAUGAUGAUGCUCCCCUCGGGCCAGGCAGUGCCUGUCCUUCCAGGGCCUGUUCAGAUGCAAUCUGUCAUAAACCUUGCCCGACCCAUGUGUAUGGUACCAAACAUUCCCGGGAUUCCUGGUCCUCCUCUGGGAAGCAACAGCAGCGGUUCAAACUCCCCUUCUGGCUACAGUAUCCACUGUGACGCCAAGAUGCGUCUGAAGGCAGCGUUGUCCCAGCAGAGCCCAUCUGGACACAGCGUAGCCAUGAUGGCCAUGGGCAACAGUCCCAUGGUGCCUCAGAGAGCGGAACAGAGCCAGCUGCUUGUCCAGCAUCCAGACGCUCCAUCACCAGCACAGCCUCAGGUAUCACCAGCUCAGCCCACAGGUGGGCGUCGGCGACGGACAGCAGACGAUGACCCAGACGAGCGAAGGCAGCGCUUUCUUGAGAGGAAUCGAGCAGCGGCAUCACGAUGCAGGCAGAAACGCAAACUGUGGGUCAACUCUUUGGAGAAAAAGGCAGAGGAGCUCAGCACCUUGAACGUCUCACUGUCGAACGAAGUGUCGCUGUUGAGAAACGAGGUAGCUCAUUUGAAGCAGCUGCUGCUGGCGCACAAGGACUGUCCUGUCACCACCCUGCAGAAGAAAUCCGCCUACCUGGUAGCUGUUGACGAGAGCAUGAAGGAUACCUCAGAGCCUACUGGUUCCCCUGCACCUGUGAUCCAACACAGCUCACUGGCGCCUAGCCCUUCGGCUGGCCAUAAUGGCUUGAGUUCAAGGGCAGCGGCCGAAGCCAUGGCGAUGUCUGUCCUGGCCGGGUUGGGUCAGCAACAAAAUGUUGAGAGUGGAGCGUCUCACAUUAUUAUGGCCACACAUUCGCAGUCCUCCGCCAGAUGAAAAGCAAUUCUGCCACACAGACUACCUUUCAUGUUUGUCACUCAUGGAAGAAGAGCAGCAUCGUCUCAGCCCUUCAAAGCCCCUCUUCUGUCGAGCCAUCAUGCUGUGGCCUGGAGCUCUGUAGCAGCCUUCUGGAAAUGGACUGAAACUUUUGAGAGAGCUUCCUUUUCACUUUGCUGUAGAUGACUGGGGCUGGACUCCCCCUUGUGCUCCUUGUUUUGUCAUCAAACCAAUGGUUGACAUGUUCUGCUCACCCAUACCAGAGCAGACAACACUCACUGGCUAGAUUUAUACAGUCCUCUGAAUUGCCCAGGAGGCUGCUCCUUUCUGUGGCUAGAUUGGACUCUGACUCUGGAAGAACUGGUAAUAACCAACUUAUUUUUACUUACGAUUUGGACCUUCUGUGCCUUGUGUGGUGUAUUUGAGUCCAUCUGUAUUUAUGUUUGAAAAGGAGCACAGAGUGAAGAUGAUUGCUGCAUUAGCAUCUCAAGAUAGCAUAGAGCAGAUUUUUUUUUUUUAGAUGUGUUAUUUUCUUAAUCCAUAUCCGAUAUCACUACGGUUCCAAAACAACCCACAUGAACACAUCUCAAAAUGCACGUGAACAAUUACAUAAGUGACAAGGAAGUCAACAUAAAUGCGGAAUUUUUAGUUAGCAUAGAGGGGCCCUUUCUCCCAUCCCACUCCCUCCAUCUAUUCUUUCAUAUCAGAAUCAGCUCUAUCUAAAGUACUACAUAUUACGGUUUUGUGUGAAAUUUCCAAUAUUCUAUUUUUUUCUGUAGUUCCCCCUCUUUUUUUAUUGGCAAACAAAUGUAAAUAGACAAAGAUAACCCAGUUAAAUAUAAAAUGCAGUUUUUAAUGGCUGAUUUUUAUUUAGGGAGGAAAAUACUAUUCAGACAUACGUGGCCAUGUGUAAAAAAGUAAUUUCCACACGUUAAAUCAUUAAUUGUGGCAAAUCACUUUUUUUGGGGGGGAAGUUGAUUUCAGUUUCACUGACAACACUCAAGCCUGAUUAGCUUUAGGCUUGUUCAAACAAGACAUCACUUAAAUAGAACCUGAAAAAAUGAAGUCUGCCAAAAGAUCUCAAAAAGCUGUAACAAAUUGCCACAAUCCAAGGAAAUUCAAGAACAGAUUAAAAAUAAAAUAAUAGACAUUUAUCAGUCUGGAAAGGGUUACAAAACUUUAGGACUCCAGAGAAUCAUAGUAAGAGCCAUAAUUAUACUCACAAGGAGAAAACAUGGAACAGUAGUGAACCUUCGCAUGACUGGCUCGGACAAAAAAAUUACCCCAACAGCACACCAACGACUCAUCCAGGACAUGAUCCAAAGAACCGUAGACCUCUCUUGUCCCAGUAAGAUUGGUGUUCAUGACUCAAAAAUAAGAGAAUGUGGAAAAAAUGCCACCUCUAGCAGAGUUCCAAGAUGAAAACCACUGCUGACCAAAAAUAACAUGAGGUUCGUCUUACUCUUGUUACAAAAGUAUGUAUGAUUGAAUCCUCAGACUUAUUGGAAAAUAUUUUAUGUACUGAUGCAGGCCUGAACUUGGAAGGUGUGCCUCUUUACAUCUGGUGUAAAUGAAACAUCAUUUCAGAAAAAGAACAUCAUGGCUGCAGUCAAACAUGGUGGUGUUGUGAUAGUCUAGGGUUACUUUUUUACUGUCUGAUCUGAAUGACUUGCCGUGAUUGAUAGAACCAUGAAAUUUGCUCUUGACAAGAAAAUCCUGAAGGGGAAUGUCCACCCGUUCGUUUGUGACCGCAAGUUGAAGUGCAACAAGACAAUGAUCCAAAACACACCAGCAAGUAAACUUCUUAAUGGCUUUUAAAAAAGUGUGUGGAGUCAACCCCCCCCCCCCCCCACACACACACACACACACACAAAACAACAAAACAAUAAUAAUAAUAAUAAAGUUUUUGGGAGUGUCUAGUCAAAGUCUGGACUUUGACUCUAGUUUUGAAAAAUCUAAAUUCUGCAAGGAAGAAUGUGGCAAAAUAUCUUCAGAGAUAUGAAAAACUCAAUGCCCAUUAUAGAAACCAAUUAUCAGGUUUAGGGGGCAAUCUUUCACACAGAACUAAGUCACUUUGAAUGUUUUUUUCCUUAGUAAAUAUAACCACUAUUUAAAAACUGCAUUUCAUAUUGACUUGGUGAACUUUGUCUGAUAUUUUGUUUGACGAUGCCAAACAAACAGGAGAAAUGGCAAAUAAAUAAGAAUCUGCGGAGCGCAAAUACCUUUUCAGAGCACUGUAUUCUUCCGCUACAUUUUGGAUCCAUGUGUGUGUAACCUUGUGUUUGUGCAGACGCAGUUUGUAUGAGAAUCAAAUUCGAUGCUGUUAGACUCGCACUGAUGCGAUCUGUGCAUUUAGGCUCCGGUCACAUUAAUACAUAACAGAUAAUGAAAUUUUUAUGCACAUCUGCAAAAGCUCAGUUUCUGGCCUGAGGAUAUCUGAUUUUAUGCUAUUUUUUUUCCAUCGCAAUUGUCCCAAAAGUCUGAAAUGUGACUUGACGCAUGGAGUGUAAAUGCAGCUUUUUAAACAUUUUCACAUAGAAAGAGUCCCUCCACUUUUUACCCAUGCAAAUACAUACACUAAUUAAAAUACUCACACUCUCACACACUGAUGUCAACUUGAAAAACUUCAUGUUACACCCAUUUACAAGGCAAUUUAUAAACGAUCAAUAAUUCUAUGUAAAUAACAUAGCUCUUUGGUUAUGCUUCAACAUAUGUGAUAUAUUUUCUUCUUUUAUAUGCAGCUUUAUCUACAGUAUAUUCAAAUUUUCUCCUGCAAGAUGAGUAUAAAGCAGUGCUUAAAAUACUAAAAUGAGUUGAAUCAGCAAUGUUUUUCCCUCCUGAAGGGAAUUUGUUUCCAUCUUAGUAAUAUUUCAACAUGCGAGUUGUGAUAUAAGUUGCACUGUAACUCAGGAUUGCUCAUUCUUGCUGCUUGUACAAAUGGGAUGCUUCCCACGUGCUCCUUACCAAAAAACAACCCCCCAAAGAAAAGGGUCAAAAUUGGAAUGUUCUUUUCAAUGCUGUUGAGACAAUAUCACUGCUUUAAAUUGCACUUCUAGUCUCUGAUCAGUUGGCCUUAAAAUCAUAUGUGCCUCGUCAUAUCCCAUUCUAAACAUUCAUUUUUUUGGUUAAAGUACUAAGGAUUCAAAGGUUAAGAAUGAAUAAUGGUCGUUUACACCACCCUCUUUUGUAUUAUGGAAUCAAUACUGUCAUCUGGCAAAGAAAUGGCGUGACAGCAUGUACAAUGUGCAAAGACUUUUGUUUUUCUUGUCAUUUUUAUGCUGCAUGGUCAUAAAGUUGUAAAAAGGAAAUGUAAAAAAACAUCUGUUUAAUGUACGGUGCAUGUCCUUUUGCACUAAAACUAUUGCAGAAAUAUGGUUGCUUUGAACAGUAUGGCGUUUGUGCUGUUGUUCUUAUUCUGACAAUCUUUUUUCAAAGAUAUUUAAAAUAUCAUUUUUUUCCUGUACUGUAAAACAUAAAUGGGGGGAAAAACCUUUCAUGUUUGGCUGCUUUUCAAAUUUGUAUAAAUUCUGUGUUUGUUCACUUGUUCAUUUCUGCAUUCUCCCCAAAACUGCACAACUUGCUAUGUAACAUUUUAUCAUGAAUUUGGGCUUUCUCGCGAACUUAUGAACAAUAAUCAUGACAGUCGUCAGCAUACUAACUUGACCUGUAUUUAUAGUAUCAAAAGCAGCAAUUUGUAGACUAUCUUUGCAACAAUCUUUAGUUGCAUUCAGUUUUAUUUUUGUAACACUCCCAUGGUAGACUGAUGAUUGGUUAACAUCCUUGCACUGUAAAUAUCUGUAUCAUACAAAUAUAUUUACUUGUUAAUGCAUGUCAAAGUGGAUUACUACGAACAUAGUUUUCACAAGAUACGAGGUGUUCUGAGCAGUGAAGCACAUUUGUUUCCACAUAGCAUUGGUUCACAAAUCUAUACUUUCAUAUUCACUCUUGAUUGUUUACUUGUUCUCAAAUUUAGAUGCAGAUCAUAUAUUGAGAAUUUCAACAAAAUGAGAAAUAAAACACGUUUCAUAUA